This is a messenger RNA of Tripterygium wilfordii, 1459 nucleotides long. Its product is annotated as E3 ubiquitin-protein ligase SDIR1. NCBI's taxonomy places the organism in Eukaryota, Viridiplantae, Streptophyta, Magnoliopsida, Celastrales, Celastraceae. Bases 284 to 1111 code for a protein of 275 amino acids. The record is from RefSeq and is a predicted model, not a curated record. The transcript has 9 exons.
GAAAAACGACGUCGUUUUCUCCGUGGAGUUGCAAUGAGGACAAUAAAACGAUGAUGCAAGAGCUUCUGACAAGCUUACGAGGAAGUCGUUGGAUUUUAGGAGAGCCCAGAAAAUCCCAACGGAUCCGAGUCAACUUGCUCGACUCAGGAAGAAAUUGGAAAUCGAAUGAUCCCUCCAUUUGUCUCUCUAAUUUAUUCAGUCUGAUUGGUCACCGUUUUCACUCGAUAAUUAAUCUUCAAAUAGGUGGUUUUAUACCUAGAGAUUGCCCACAUAUUAUUCAACCAUGAGUUUUGUCUUCCGUGGGAGUAGAGCAGAAUUAGACACUGGCUUUCCAGGAUUUAUGUCUGAGCGACGUGCAUUGCAUGUUCAUGCAGGACGUCCAGUUCAUUCCAACUCACUUGUUUUCCUUGUUACAGUUUUCUUGCUAUUUAUGAUAUUGAACUCGCACCAGAUGUCAUCAAACUUUCUGCUAUGGCUUGUGCUUGGUAUCUUUUUAAUGGCUACUACACUACGAAUGUAUGCAACUUGUCAACAACUUCAAGCUCAGGCUCAAGCACAUGCAGUAGCAGCAAGUGGUCUUCUGGGUCAUACUGAAGUGCGAUUGCAUAUGCCUCCAUCAAUAGCACUUGCAACUAGAGGGCGUUUGCAGGGCCUCAGACUGCAACUUGCUCUUCUUGACCGGGAGUUUGAUGACCUAGAUUAUGAAACUUUAAGAGCAUUGGAUUCUGAUAAUGUUCCUACUGCUUCAAUGAGUGAGGAAGAGAUCAAUGCCCUUCCAGUUCACAAGUACAAGGUCACUGGUCCCGAGAGUGGUGGAUCUUCAAUGCUGCAAGCCUCAUCUUCAAACUCUGCUGAGCUAAAGAAGCAAGAUACUGCGAACACAGUUAGUAGCGCCAAGGCCUUAGAAGAUGAGCUAACUUGCAGUGUUUGCUUGGAGCAAGUUACUACCGGGGAACUCAUCCGUACAUUGCCAUGCUUGCAUCAGUUCCAUGCUAAUUGUAUCGACCCGUGGCUGCAGCAACAGGGAACAUGUCCUGUUUGUAAAUUCAGAGCAGGAUCUUCCUGGCAUGAAACUGAAUCAGGUGGGUUGGAUGCAUCGUACAUGGUUUAGUCCUUGUAGAUGGCAAUGCAUCAUGUGUAUCUAGCUAAUAUACAUGCUUACUGACAUAAAUCAAGAUGAAAGGUGUAAUUCAUAUGACAAAUUAGGAUAAUGAUGUAAACACUCACUCACUUGAGACUUGAGAGUAGUUGCUGAAGACCACCAGGAAAUAUGUUUUUUUUAAGAGUUGUGACAUGAAUAUUUUUUUGAGUGAAGGGGAUGGGAGGUUCGAACUCGAGACCUUUAAGAGAUGUUAUACAUGAGUAUCAUCUGAGUUAUUCUCGUGAUUGUCAGUUGUGACAUGAAUAUUACUACAUUAUUGAUUGUAAUUUUGUUAUAAAAAUGUAAUAUUGUAUGAAA